UUGGUGUUCGUGAUAACGGGUUUCCAAAAUGUUGAAGAUCGCCGUAUCCCAUAUCGUCAGCUAGAAAUAUCACGAUAUUUGGUUUCUCUUGAAAGCUUUUUCCGCUCAACACGUAAUGAAUCAACAUCCACAGACAGGUUGUAACAUCAAACAAUGAGUUGCAGUCGUGCCAAUAUUGCCACUACAACACGUUUUACUGAACUACUUAAACUCAUCGUUAUUCUGUUGACUGUACCUCCUCCCAACCAUGUCCAGUGUAUUGACGGUAAACCGCCAAACAUCGUAAUCUUCAUGGCCGAUGACUUGGGUUAUGGUGACCUGCAGUCCUUUGGAAAUCCUCUGUCGCACACACCGAACAUCGACGCCCUGAUAAAAGCAGGAAUAAAAUUCACACAAUUCUACAGUGCCUCACCAAUCUGCAGCCCGGCAAGAGCAGCACUUCUCACUGGUCGUUAUCCGAUCCGAACAGGAGUUUGGAAUGAUGUCAACAACGCUAUCUUCCUCCAGGAGAACAUUGGUGGACUGAAACUCAAUGAAACAACUGUUCCAGAAAUGCUUGCCACCCGAGGCUACAAGUCUGCUCUCAUCGGCAAAUGGCAUCUUGGUGUUGGUCCUGAAAAAGAAUAUCUGCCAACACAUCAUGGAUUUGAUCAUUACUUUGGUGUUCCAAAUUCGCAUGCAGAUUGCCCAUGCGAUAAAUGUUUCUUUCCAAAUGAUGACUGCAACUCAGGUUGUCAGAGAGCUAAAGCCCCAUGUCAAUUACUACUCGACGAUGAGAUUAUUGAGCAACCAGUCAACUUGAUAUCUUUGGCGGAAAGACAGACAAGAGCCGCCAGAAGCUUCAUCCAGUCUAACUCAUGUGAAGGAACACCGUUUUUUCUCAUGUACGCUUCUUUACAUCCGCAUGUACCUCAUUUUGCAGGGGAACGUUUUAGAAAUACAACCAUUGGCGGAGACUAUACAGACUCUCUUGCAGAAUUUGAUGGAGAGGUUGGAGACGUCAUGACUGAACUACGAAACAGUGGUGUUCUCGAAAAUACACUGGUUCUUCUAACUUCUGAUAAUGGUCCCGAUCUUGUAGAGAAAAAACUGGGAGGAUUCUCUGGGGUAUUUCGCUGUGGAAAAUUGUCAACAUUUGAAGGUGGAGUACGUGUGCCGACAGUAGCGUACUGGAAAGGGCGCAUCAGACAAGGCGUGUCAGCGGAGUUUUUAAGUCAUCUCGAUAUCUGGCCGACACUCAGAAGCAUAAGCGGGUUGCCCUCUGACAGCCAAAAUGUGGAACUCGAUGGUUUCGAUUUUUCUAGUGUGUUAUUCAAGAACGGAAAGAGUCCAAGAGAAUCAAUGUUGUUUUAUGACAUCACACCGGAUCCCGAAAGGGGACCAUUUGCUAUUCGCACGACCACCUACAAAGCACAUUUUUUAACCGAAUGCAGUAUACGAUGCGACGGUGAUGCAUUUGAUGAGAUGUGUAGGUCCAACAGCUCGCUUACGAUUCAAGAUCCUCCGCUAAUCUAUGACCUACUUUUAGAUCCAGAAGAACGUGAUGAUAUUGGUAGAACCAGCGAAGCCUUAGUUGCAGAAAUGACCCAAUUACUACAACAAGAAACGAAUAAAGUAGCUUAUUCCGAAAGUACGCUAAAGGAAGAGGACGAGUUGCAUCAGCUGUGCUGCGAUCCAGGAUGCACGCCGUUCCCUUCAUGUUGCGAUUGCCCGUCUCAAUACGCGGACAGUCUUCUGCCCUUAUAUAAAGAUUGUAAAAAACUACCCUUAAAUACUCGUAUUAUCUAUCGCAAAAUAUCACACAAAUGUUAAUGGUUAAGUAUUCAUUAUAUUUUACUCCAUCUAUUUAAGAAUAGGGAUCUUUCGAUGGUACGACGUAACAUUUAUUUCCAUUUCAAAUAUAUGUAACAGAAACUUUUAUAAGGUAUGCAAAGUUGAAGAAAGAAGACAGGAUACGAAAAUCUUGUGUCAGGACAACCUGAAAAAAGUACAGACAGAGAAUCUAAACUAGGACCAAGGACACAACAACAGUACUGCACAACAAGACGAAAAAAAAAGACACAAAAAAAGAAAAAAAAAAGAAAUAGGAAAUAUGAAUUCGUCAGCCGGCAGUCGUACGACGCAGUGUGUGGCCGGUCACAGCGGACAACAUUCGAUUCUUUGGUAGUCUGCUUGCUCCCAGAAGGAUGACCAGAGUCUUAGAAUUAUUAUUUUGUCGCACAUUACAAGUUUUUGGAAAGAGAACAAUUUUAAGCUGAGCGACACUUUGCUCUUUCACGUAGUCGCAUUCACUGCGGAUAUCACAUAAAGACUUUCCGCCGAUGCCACGUACCCUUGACGCUAGCCUGGGUUCCAGGCCCUAAUUUUGGUUUAUUUACUUUUUAUUGCACUUAAUGCGCGCCAUACCAAAUGUAAUUGGGGUCCCAUACUCGAUUUCUUUUUUUUUCGAAUUAGCUUGUUACGACCAUAUGACUUAUUUAUAACUGAACUUUAUUCACUCGUUGGCGGCGCUGUCUAAAAUAAAGGAAAACUAUAACAAGCGACUUGUGGCAAGUCUACCUUGACACUUGCAGUGUAGUCAUAUUCUGAGUAGGCUUUUACUUGACAUAAGACAGAAUAAUUAGUUAAAGCAUUGCAAUAAUUAAAAUAAAGAAAUUGCAA
Molecule: messenger RNA, 2661 nt
Organism: Anneissia japonica
Lineage: Eukaryota; Metazoa; Echinodermata; Crinoidea; Comatulida; Comatulidae
Product: arylsulfatase A-like
Exons: 5
Coding region: 154-1812 (552 amino acids)
Molecular function (GO): arylsulfatase activity
Source: RefSeq, a predicted model, not a curated record